This is a messenger RNA of Penicillium malachiteum, 840 nucleotides long. Its product is annotated as nucleotide diphosphatase. The record is from RefSeq and is a predicted model, not a curated record. Bases 1 to 840 code for a protein of 279 amino acids. The transcript has a single exon. Lineage: Eukaryota; Fungi; Ascomycota; Eurotiomycetes; Eurotiales; Aspergillaceae. Gene Ontology annotation, molecular function: nucleoside triphosphate diphosphatase activity.
AUGUUUUUCUCAAAGAAACCCCUCCUCGACGAUGAGGACUCAAUCGAUACCGAGACCUCAAACCAACCAGCACCAGGUCGCGGGGCACCUCUCCCCCGCCCACCACCACUCUCCCUCCCAGUGCUCAACGAGCUCCGCAGCAAGCGAGUAAUCCUAGCCUCUCAAUCACCACGUCGCAAACAAAUCAUCUCAUUCCUCGGACUUCCCAAUAUCGAAAUCAUCCCCUCAAAUGCCGACGAGGAUCUUCCUAAAUCCCUUGGUCCAUUCGAAUAUGUGCUUGGUACAGCAACCAAGAAAGCGCAGGCGGUGUAUACACAAGAAAUCGAUAACGAAGCACAAGGCGAACCAGCCCUAAUCCUAGCGGCUGAUACUAUUGUCGUUGAUCCAACCACUGAAACCAUCCUUGAGAAACCCCGCUCAGAGGCUCACCAUUUCUCUAUGCUUAAGGCCCUGCGCGAUGCACGCGAUCAUAAGGUUUACACGGCGCUUGUAGCUAUGGCUCCCCUUGCUAGUGCUAGACAACCGGGCUAUGCUAUGGAGACUGUUGUUGAGGAAACACAGGUGCGCUUCGAUCCCGAGGUUACGGAUGAGUUGUUAAUGGCUUAUGUUCGUACUCGUGAGGGCGCGGAUAAGGCUGGUGGGUAUGGUUUACAAGGCUUGGGAUCUAUUCUCGUGGAGAAGAUUGAUGGGAGUUAUGAUAAUGUUGUUGGAUUGCCGCUUAAGGCGACGUUGAAGCUUAUUCAGGCGGUUAUGAAGAAGGCUGAUGAUGAGGAGCGCUUGGAGGGCGAUCCGAUUUUAGAGGCUUUAGAGGCGGCGGAGGCGGAGGAUGAGUUCGAGUGA